This is a messenger RNA of Xyrichtys novacula (pearly razorfish), 16507 nucleotides long. Lineage: Eukaryota; Metazoa; Chordata; Actinopteri; Labriformes; Labridae. The record is from the annotation of a GenBank genome assembly.
UGGGGAAAAAACAUCGCUUCGUUGUGCAAGGCGAUACAUGCCAAGACGCACCUGGAAAAAGUAAGUGAUAACAGUUUCUCCAUACACUUAUUUAAUUUAAAACCAGCGCCUGUAUUUUAUAGUUUGCAGAUUCCUCUUUGUGUUUUCGACCACGUCUUAAAAAGAAUACCACAACCCAUCAUUAAAGUCAUCGUUAUAAACAAUUGUAGUUUAUGAUGAUUAGAAUGAUGCAACAAUGCAGUAAUACUUUGAUUAAGACUGGUAGACAUUUUGUCUUUAGUCAAUUUAACUCGAAGUUACAGGUUUUAACUUAUCUGCUGAAAGCAUACUCACAAAAUUAUGUGUUGGAUUAAAACAUUUCUGUCUGUCUUAAUUUUAAAAAAAAAGUUUAAGUCCCUCAAAACCCCUUCCUUACACAUUACAAAAACAGAAGUGAAUGCGCUUUGGUAAGCUGUGAAACGUCUAUUAUUGUAGAACUCAAAAUCCGGAGCCGAUGGUGGGCCUUGAAUGCAACAUCAACGGCUUGCUCUGAAGAGCCGGGUCGGUUAACUGGUCGGUAUCCUUCAGGUUCCGUUUAAAUAGUGGGUUUUAAAGUGAGUGAGUGGGCGUACUGCCCUUAAGAUGCAUGCUUUUAUGUUUGCGUUUGUGUAGAGGCUGUGGGGAGUAGCUUUGUUGUCUUAACAAUCACAUUUCUGAAUAGCUGGGCACACACGGUGGUACUGUUGGAGUUCUUAUGAUAAGUGACUUUAAACUAUUCGCUACUAACGUCGCUGUUUAUACCCAUUAACUUCGAAAAGACGCACCAUUGUCAGUUACACAGGACGGAAGCUUCGCCAGGAAACCACUAAGCGCUACGCCAAACUGCAUUCGAAAAACUUGCCAAUAUAAAGUUUUCGUGGAUUUGCGUAAAUAUGCGCACUUAUCAGAACUUGUUUAGUACUUUUUCCUACUAUUUUACUUAGCUUUUUAAUUCGGCAUUUUAUUUUUCCCUAUGGAGAGCGACAUUUAAUUCAAGUUUAUCUCUAAUUUCACAAUUUUCAUUGUAGCUUUUCAUCAGUUGAUGGAGCUAUAAUGAAAAAAAAAUCUUUGAUGGUUUUAAUUGGGUUCUGUCAAGUAACUUAUUAUUGAAUAAAGUUGUUCUAUAUAUGUAUAUAAGACAAGUUAAAAACUACCUCCAGCUUAGCCUGGAAGAAGCACAGCAGCUUUAAUAGAUAACACCAUGGGAUUUAUUAGCUUGAUUUGAGUCACAUUGCCUGCUAAUAGGCAGAGUAGGUCAGGAGACUUAUUGAAUGAAGCCACCCCCUUUUACACUAUUAUGUCUUUUUAUUUCACACAGAAGGGAGAAUGGCAGGCCUGUGGAGAUCCUACCAGGCCUUGAUGGGCAAAUACCCCUGGACGGUGCAGAUAGUGACCGCUGGUAGGGAAACUCUCUUUAAUUGCAUGAUGCAAGUGUAGCUUUCACACCACAGGAAGCACAAUUUAUACUUGAAAAACUGAAUUAUCCCGACAGAGUAUGUGGGAUAUAUUGUGUUUUUCCCAGUCACCUCUUGGUUCAGAUAAAGAGAUCAUGUGUGAUGACAGAAACAGGGGCUCAAAAUGACCUUUACCCCAGUGUACGGCCUCUGAAUCAACAAAGGAGAAUAAGGCCUUUGGCUCUGGUAACUUUUUGCCCUAGAUUAUGAGGCCUUCUCCAAAAUACAGUUUUCUUUAUAAAUAUUCAUGCAACAGGAUGAUAUCAUUGCAUUAUAAUCCAACAUAGUUAAUGUAAGUUUUGUGGUUUGAUCAGAAAGUAAAUGACUGUGAUUAUUGCCCAUGAUUUUCAAAGUCAUUGUCGUCUAAUUUUCACUUCUUUUUAACAUGGUAUCUGAAAAGUGCUUUUCAAAUGGAUAUAACUGCAAUUCUAGUUUUAUCUUUUUCUUAUGAGAAGCGAAGCAAACAAGUUUCGUUUUCAUCUGUAGUGAUUAACUGCAUCAAGAGUUUAUUAAAACACCAAAAGAGAAGCUACAAAUCAGGAGUUUUCCAAACAUCCUGUGGUGAGCACUUUCAGAGAAUCAUCUAACCUUUGACCUUUAUUCCAUAAAUCAACAAAAAAUCCCUUAAACUACAUCCUGUUUAGAGUUGGUGAUCUGUAGAGCAACAUUUUCCUGUUUGGAGGACAAUGGGAGGAUUUUGUGUGUUUAUGAAUCUGGUUAAAUCUGAACUGAGGAUUUCUGUCAAAUUUGACUCAGAGUAAAACUGUUGUGUCAAUUUUGUGUUGAAGCUCAGGUCCUAACUUAUAGUUUUGUUUCUCACCACAAGAUGGAGCCAUUAACCAACAUUUGUGUGGUACAGAUCAGAAGCCAGGCUGACACGCUGGCUAUUUUUUUCUGGUUUUAAGAAGCAGCAUCCUGAACUAAGACAGAUUUAAGAUUUCAAACUGGUGCUAGCAUGAAGUUGAGGCUCCUGUGAGGAGUUUUUUCUGUGUUAUGAAGAAGACUGAAAUUGAUAAUGAUGCCUUUUUAUGACAUCUAAAAGCAAACAAGACCAACAGCAUCAAGAUUGAUGAUUUGUUUGUUGUCAUUUUAACGACUGAAUGUGGUGUUGGGAUGAACCAGAUUCAGAGACUUCUACAACUGUCAGGAGUUCUGCAAGAAAUAAAGUCAAGUUCAAAUACAUUUUCAGUUAAAAACUCCUCACUGUACCUUUAACUAUUCCUAUGUUCCAGUUUCAGACCGUAAAAAUGACAAUAUAAAAAUAGCCAGACUUGUCGCUGAUGGUUUUGAUUGUUGGUUCAGUAUGAAUUUCAGUCUAUUUCUUGAGUGUGAACAAGCACCUAUCGGAGCUUUAAUGCAGUAAAGUUUCUAAAAGUUUGAAUCUGACCUGAAAACAAUGUCAUAACUAGAAAAUCAGUGAAACCUGAGGCUCUGAUUCUCUGAUUUGAUACUAGUAAAAGACCAAAACUGUCGGAGCCUAGGUUCUUAUUAAGUUCAUCAAUGUUUGGAUAUUAAUUAAGUGUAUGUAUUAAGGUAUAUUCGUGUUGAUUGUGGUAAAAUUCUAGCUAUUUACAUUAUUUACAGUUAGAUGAUUAAUAUUGAUAAGUUCAUUUGAGUUAAAAAUGUGUAUGGGUAUUUAUAGUUUUUAAAAUCACCAUAGAGUCUUUAAUGUGUAUUAAUAUCUGUUUGCAUUGUUAACUUGGCAGUUCAGUCACGUCAGGCAUCAUGGAGUGGAGCCACGCAGUUUUUUGACCUCCCUCUCUAACUCUUUACUUAAUAUUUUCACCCACUCCUAUGUUUUUAUAGUCAUGCUGGAUUAUUGUAUCUUGCUUUGUUUUUUGAAGUAAAUUAUAAAAACCAACGAGAGGAUCCCUUGGAGUUUUUUUGCAUGCAAGAAGGAUGACAAGGGAUGAGAGCGUCAAGCCCUUGGCGUCAUUGUUUAGGAACCUGCAGCUCGUGUUUGUCUGAUACAUCUUUAUAAAGAGUUGAGUCAGCGUUGAUGAUGCAGCGGUGUAAACUGAGGGUUCAAGUUUGUUCAGUCCUCUCUCUGUUUUUACUGCCCGUCCGUGUCUCUGAGUUUGGGUGUUAAGAGGAAAUGUUUGUGUUUAUUGCCGUUAAAGUGAAGUAUUGACAUUUUCCAUUGAUGACGGCGUGUUUGUGUGUCCCUCUUUGUCACUUAAACCGUUUUUAUUGGCUCUCUGUUGAUAUUUUAAAGGAAAGGUUACCUUGUGCUCAGCUGCGUCUUUACCAUUAAACCGUGCUAUCAGCUUUAAUUUGGUCACUUUGAGGUGACAGUUUGAUUUUUUCCCAGAUUCAACAGGUUUUUAAGUGUCUUUUAAAGACUCCUGGAAAUAAAAGCAGCACUUAGUGAGAUCUUGAGAGUGGUGAUAGUGAUAGAUGGGAUCCGUUUAGUGCGUCAUACUUUAGAAAUUUGGUUCUAAGUUGCAUUUACAGUUAAUUUUAUUUGCACCAACUUAUUCUCAGAGUAGUUUUUAUGUAAUCAAGCUCUGAAAACCUGGAGAAAGUAGAAAACAGGAAAAGAUGCUUAAUGGAGCAUUAAGCAGCCAAAGAUUGGAGUCGGAGCGUUUGUGGAGACCAAUUUAGAGUGAAAAGAGACAUAAUUCGGAACUGAAAUUCAUCAGGAGGUGAGAGGGGAGGUCUCUGUUUGCCUGAUGGGUUUAUAAAUGGAUGCUUUUAAGCUGUCACUGACAUUUCAGUCAUGAAUGACGGUUUCCAUCAACUAUUUAUCUGUUAAAGCUCAGAAAUAUCAGAAAAUUUUGAUUAGUGUUCCCCAGAGCCAAAGAAGAUGUUCAACAGAAACAAAAAAAAAAGGUUAAAGUUAAUCAAAUUAAAGGAGUUUUCUGUGAAAUAAUUUACCUUUCCACAAUGUGCCAUACACUGCCACCUACUGGCAGGAUGUUGUAAGUGUGGCAGAAACUUGUACAAAUCUAGAUGGUCAACAGGGUCAAAAAUGCUGCACAGGUCAAAAUGAACUUUAAAAUUUGUCGUUUUUAGAAAAGAUAAAAAAAACUUCAAAUAGUUAUCGUGGCAUUGAGGAACAACUCAGAGGUUUUUAGAUGUGAUAAGUUCCUGAGUGUUGAUUUUCAGGUUGGAGAAAAUUAUGAUCAGCUGUCUUCUAAAUUAAGCUGUUUUUCACAGAUAAAAAUUGUUAAACUGUCACUUGUCAGAUGCUCUUAAAAUUAACCUGCAGAUGUUUGUAGAAAAAAGUUUUUUCAAGUUUUUACAUCAAUUCUGUUAAAAGUGUUUCUGUUAGUGGAGCUUAAGCCUGAACAUGUUGCUCCACCCUUGUCACCUUUUCCUCAGUUUGACUGAUUUUAUAGUUUAAUUUUUAAUUUUUCCUUCAAUAUCAUGACCCUCUCCUCAUGGAGAUACUUGAUGACCUUGAAGAUCGUAAGGUAGAAAUCUGAUAUCAUGAUAGCUGUUGUCCAAAGUAGUUAAAAAGGGUUUGAUUUCAGUGGUUUUAAAAAGUUUUGGGUGAAAGUUUAGUUUUUUAUUACUCUGUUACAGUUUAAGUUUUCUGAGACGUGUCAGGCCAGACUAAGUAAUUUGUCAUAGAAAACUGAAGAUAUGACACCAUUUAAAAAAUAUAUACUCAGUUUCAAACAAUGAACAACCUUAACCAUCCGCCAAAGACAAACCAGAAAGGAUUUGAAAAAGUAUUUAAUGAAGCGUUCAUUCUGUCUGGGCUAAAAAUAAACGAAUGCCGUGUUGUAGAUGUUGCUGGAAUCUCAGUCAGGAAAAGGAAAAAUGAAUAAGGAUGAGCUCUGUUUUACCUUGUUGAACAUUUGUCGUGACUUCUUUAAAAAUAAUCCAAAUUUAAUCAUCUUGGUUUCUCUGUCUGAAUGAGCUGCAGUGAUUGCUCCUAAAAAAGUACCCUAAAUGUUUUUAAAUGUACUCUUCUUCUUUGUUCUUAUACCUUGUUUAGGGUUUGUUUGUUGGUUUUAUUGACACUUUCAAGUAGGGAGUAAUUUGCCUCAUAGCUGAACACUUUUUCACUCCUCUGUGUCUAUUUCUGUCUGAUUUUUAUGAGCAGUAAUGUAAACUCAAAUCUUUCAAGCAGCUGCAGUAAAAAGAUAAGAAAAUCUGAGUCUCCACACUUUGUCCAGUCAUCCACAGGAACAAUAUCACCUGCAUCAGCGGGCUGAGUGUCUGUCUGCUGUUUGUCCUUCAGGCUCUUUGGUGGGCGUCGGUGAUGUCAUCUCCCAACAGCUGAUCGAGAGGAGAGGAUUGGCUCAUCACAACAUGCAGCGGACAGCCAAGAUGAUGAGUAUAGGCUUCUUCUUUGUGGUAAGAGAAGAGUCCUGUGGGCUCUAAAAGGUUCACGGUGGGAUUAUUUCAAAGGGAUAUUCCAGCGUAAAAUUAAUUUAGGGUCAAAGAUACGUAACACCGAGUUAGACACCCCCGUCAAGAGAUGGUUAUACCAACUUUAGUUACGACCGCAUGAUAGCGAUACACAGCGGUCUAAGGGGCCAGCACAAACCUCAACCAAAACGCCACUCUAUAGCAACAAAUAAUGCUCAGAACAGCACCUAACUUCAUCAACAGUACAUAUAGGGUCCCAGCCAUAGUACUAGCCACCAAACAUCUUUUUAACUUUGCCUAAUUUCUUUAGCAAAGAGAUCAAACACAACUUACCUACUAUCUUCCAGCAGCUGCUUGUUUGUACGGAGACAUCAGACGAGUCCAUGCGGGGUGACGCAGCUCAAGGAAGAACAUUUAUGAUUAUUACUUUAUCAUUUCCUAUAAGUAAUAAUCACAAUAUUAAUCAUUUUGCACUGCAGAUGCGGUAGUUUAUGAUCAUAAAUGUUCUUCCUUGAGCUGCGUCACUCCACUGCAGUCAGUAAUGGACUCGCCUGAAUUCUCCAUACAACCAAGUGGCUGCUGGAAGAGAGUAGGUGAGUGGUGUUUGGUCUCUUUGCUCAAGAAAUCAGGCAAAGCUUAAAAAGUUGUUUGGUGGCUAGAACUAUAGCUAGGAACCUAUAUGUACUGUUGAUGAAGUUAGGUGCUGUUCUAAUUGAGGUUCUGGUUGAGGUUAUCCCUCUAAGUUUUAUCCGCUGUAAAAAUGUUAAAAAGACGUGUCAAAGUUUCUCAGAGCGUAAAGUGAAGUCUUCAAACUUUCCAGCUAAAAUAACAAAGACAAAAGACCUUCACUUUAUCAAAGAAAACAAAGAAAAAUGACAAACCCUCACAUGUUGGAUGCUGGAAGAGGAAAAUUUGAGUUAAAAAGCGACUCUGCAGCUGUGGUUUGAUAUAAAUUCCUGCUGUUGCUCAUUCAGUUCUCAAUUACAGACUGGGGUUAAAGUGAACCUGCUAUUCAUCUAAGAUAACAGGUUGUAAUAAAUGUGAGGAUGUGAGGGAUCUGAUUAUCUGCAAAUGAUUAUGACUAUUUGAUUGAAAAUAAUUUGCGUUUAACAAAGUAAAAGCUUUUAAAUGAUUUUUCUCAUCUGUUAAGGGUCCAGUUAUCGGAAGCUGGUACAAAGUUUUGGACCGACUGGUGGUCGGAGGAACUAAAAGUGCUGCCAUGAAGAAAAUGCUGGUGGACCAGGUAAGAGGAGAACAUGAGACCACCUCUUUGUCUGAAACUAUCAGUUUCUCUUCUUUCCGGUCAAAGACGCUGAAGCUGAGCUGAAGUACUUCAGAAACAAAGUGGAUUCAAGCUUUAAAAAAGCCGGUGCGUGUGUUUCCGCCGUCCACUCGGACUCAUUAUUUGUAGCUAACCAGGCAGAGAGACAAUUUCUUCACAUCAGGCCAACAGACAGAAAAGAUGUCAAAUUUGUUCAGGAGAUGAGAUUUGGCUUUUCCUCUGCGACCCCCGCCCCUCACAGCAGCUGGGACAGUCCAGAGCCUCGUCCUUCUCCUAAAGUUCUGUUACACUUUAAUGUUUGUCAUGGUGAAAGAAAUCUAGGCCAAAGUUUGGAGAGAAUAAGAAUAUGAGACCAAUGUUUGCUUGAUUUACCGAUAACUCCUGAGGCAGUAAAAUGUCUGAAAAUAACCCUUAUCUUUGAUAGCACAGCUUUAUGUUCUCAGACCAACAGAGCAAACCCCAACACAGAUUUGUGAAGCUGGAGGCAGUGAGUGUCAACGAUGUUUGUCACUGUGAUCAACACUCCUGUGUAGGACUUUUUAACAUGUUAUGAAACAGACUGAAGUGCCUCUUUAUAACCCCCCUGAUCGUUUCUAUCAUUUCUGGUCAAUUUAAAUGUCUGUAACUGGUCGACAAUUUGAUAAGAUUAGAAAAAGGAAAAUGGCUUUAUACCUGGAUGGUUAAAAAUAUACCUGAGCAGCCCCUCUUACACCGUCUCUGUGUGGGAAACUGUGAGUUAAGAUGAACACCACGUUCAAAAGGAGCGGCAAAAUCGAUAAACCAGAAGUUUUUCGCAGUAGUUUGGAAGAAAAAUGAGGAUUAAAUGAAUCUUGCAAAAAAUAACAAAAGAGUAAGGAAAUAUCAGGAUGGAGUAAAUAAUGACAAAUGACCAAAAAAGGGACAAAUUGAGAAGCUAAUACAGAGUGAAUACACAACAAGGUGCAAAUUUAAAACCUAAUGUAAAAACGUCUCACGCUUCACGCCGCUAACUUUCACUUAAUUCUUCAUCAGACGAGUGUAAACAAAAAAGUAGGAGGCAGAACAGCGCGGCAGAGCUUUCAAUACACUUCCACUGAAAUAUUUAUUCAAGCAAAGGGUCCGCUCCUCCGCUCGAAUAACUCUGUGUCCACACUGAGCGCUGCUCCGUCUGCCUCACUGAUAACUGCAGAGCCAUUUGCCAAAUUGAAAGAUUAGAUGUAGCUGCAGCUUCUCUCUACGUCAGAGCUGAAGAUCUACAGACUGGAGGAUGUUUUUAUAUUUUUCAUAUAAGAGGAGCUGCUUCCUUCACUGUGAACACAAACAAGAAAAUGGAACACAGUCUAAGAUAAGAUUAACUUGAUUGAUCCAAUAAAGGAAAUUCAAUAGCCUGGGUGUGUUCUUAGAUUAUCUGACUUAAAGCUGACUUAAGCUCUAUUAGCUUUACCAUCAUUAUUAUCAUUAUUGUUCAUUUUAUAUGAAACUGUAAUAAACUCCCGACGACAGGCAAGUAUAUGUACAAAUGAUUUCCUGAACAGAGGCGUGUCUCAUCUCUGUGUCUAAUUGAGACCCACCUCCAUUCAGGAAAUCCAUCGCGCAGUUAGCAGACUGACUGGCAAGAAUCCCUUAUACAGUCAUUUCAGCAGACAAAGUUAAGGCAAAGACACACUUAUGGAUCGGAAAUUUUCGCAGGUUGGAUCGGAAAUUAUCGGAACCUGAUACCGAUACUGGAUCGGGUCGGCCUCAUCCCUAGUAUAUAUAAAAUAUCAGGUUACAAAGACUGGGAUAAGAAAGAGAAAAAUCUAUUGCCCUCAUAAUUUUGCUGAAAAGACAGAAAAUGAACUUAAAGCCAUUUUUGACUGUAUUUGAAAUCAAAAGUUGACUUCUUUUUUUAAAUCAUGGACGCAGUUUUCAUGAUAUCCAAGCAGCAUGUCACAUAUUUGCUUCCCCAGACCAAGCUGAAUAUUAGACAAACGUUUCUGAGCAACCUUUGCUGCCAUUCAGACAGAGCUGUUUUCAGAAAAGACCUUCACCGUUCAUCAACACAACGCCAAACUACAUUCUGCACGUAUUACAACAGCGUGGCUCUGUAGUAGAAGAGUCCAGGAGCUGAACUGACCUGCCUAUAGUCCUGAUUUAUAACCCGUUGAAAACAUGUGCUGCAUCAUGAAACCCAAAGUCUGACAAAGGAGACUGUUGAGAACAUGUUACUGGCAUCAAAUAUUAAACAAGAGUAAAUUAUUCAUAAACUAAUGGAAUUUUUUAGUUUCAACAUUUGACAUUUGUCGUCUUUCAAUGAUUGUAAACCAUCCAAAUCAGAUUGAUCAACAUUUUUCAGAAACAGGUUUAUUCUUCCCUCUUUAUUCUCAACGUAAAUCUUCAGAUCUAAACUAAUGUCUUUUCUUCUCUUCUCUCCUCUCUGUGUUUGUAGCUGUGUUUUGCUCCCUGCUUCCUAGGAGCUUUCCUCUGUAUCUCCAGCGCUCUAAACGGACUGACAGUGGAGGAAAACAUCACCAAGCUGAAGAGGGUGAGUUUUCUUUAUUUUCAAAUCCACCUCACUUUGUAUAAACAAUAUCAUUACUUCUCUGCGUUUGUCUCUGGACAUAAUCUUUCUUUCCAUCCUCAAAAAUAUACGUAAGUGUCACACAUUUGUACUUUUAGUGCAUUUUCUGAUAAAAUUGAAUAAGUACAGUUUUAGAUUAAGGACUCUUAUUUGGAGGGAAAUAUUUAAAGGUAUGAUGUUCGCACUUAAACUCAAGUUAAGGACCUAAAUAUGUCUCCUGCUGCUGGAAAUAGGCUGUGUGACGUACAUUAGCUGAGCCAGCGAAACUCUCCCAAACUUUGGUUAAAUUUGUCUCCACUUGAGGUGAAGAUUGAGUAUUCGCUCAUUUUAAUCCAUGAAUGAAGGAUAAGGAAAAAGAGGAGUUUGUUUGAGAGGCCUAAGGACAAGUUUGGAUUGUGCAAUAAAAUACUUGAACUAAGUACCGAGAAGAUGACAAAAUUGAGUGUUUUUAUCAAUUCUUGAUGUUUACUCAUCUUACUGGGCUCCAAAAACACAUCCUUGUGUCUUCAGAUCUAAAGUUCUGACUUGUGGUUCAACUUGACUUUGUGCUUUAAAUUUAAACUGCACACUUGACACAAACCGGCCUUGGAGUGGUGUUUUUUUCUGAAUGAACACAGUCCAGGUCAAUGAGAGGAAGUUAGUUUUUCAUGUAGGUAUGGUACCUGACCUCCAGCGCUCACCUCUCAUUAUUAUUAGAAACUAUUUCCUGUGAUGGAGGGAGAGACGAGAGAGGAGGGGGAGGAGGAGGGGGCUGUGGAAAUAGCCGGAGUGACUCAUACCUUCAUAUAUAGACGUGUGUGUGUGUGUGUGUCCGUGUGUGUAUUUGUAUGCCAGGUCAGAGCUAACUGUCAUCUUGUGCCAGCUGCUCAAACGUCGGUCGUCGCCUUGCUUACCCAACGUGGCGCUGGUCACCAUCAAUUAUUUACAAACGAGGGCGCGCGGAGCUGAAAGGCCAACCUGCUAAAUGUCAGAAAGGACAGAAAAUAAAUGACAAAUCUGCUCAUUACUGCUCAGACCUGACGCCACGGAAAUGUGCGGUGAAAAUUAAUCGAGCCUCCGUGAUUGAGAAAACCGGACAGCGGUCCAAUCAAGACUUUGCCCUUCUUGUAGAGCUGUUACUCACCUGAGUCCUCUGAUUUAACCUCAUCAUAACUUCGUGUGUGUGUCUGUGUGUGUGUUUGUUCAUGCACAGUAUAUUACCUAUGCACUAACUAGGUUAUAAGAUAAAGUGCAUUCAAAGAUAUCAGGAAAUGAUGAAUUGCUUGAUUGGGGGGGGUUUAACUUGAGUGUUUAGGCAAUUGAUGCUCAUAUAGGUAACAGGUGCUUAUGGGUAUUAGAGUCCUGACAGGGUGAGAGAGACUCCAACAUAAAGCAGAGAUGUUUCGUCCCACAUGCCCCCGUUUAUCACCGAGCUUUAGGCCUAAUCAGGACAACAGGGGACAAAUCCUGGUGGCUCAGUGAAACUAUAAAAGCAGCUCUUUCUGUGUUUUCUAGAGCUGAAUCAUUCGCAACCAACACAUCACUAACUUAGACUGUAAAAGUCACAGGUUAGCAGGAUUGGCCUUGCAGUUUUGCUCUAAAUAGCAAGGUUGCAGAGAAUAGUACUUUAUUUCGGACAAUAUACCGGUAAGGCCAAAACCAUCAAAGUCGAGUAAAGGUUUUGAGCUAUAGUGGGCUGGUCUUAGCCAUAAAACAAAAAAAUGUUUUGCGAUGUUAGCUAUGCGUCUUCAAACACGUUUUCUCUCUGCUGAUCAUCCCUGUCCAUAGUCAUUGUGGUUUCUCAUCAACCAGGAGGUUUUUAAGUGACCUCAGUUAAAGGGAUAUUCCGGCAUACAAUUAAUUUAGGGUCAAACACACUGUAACACAGAGUUAGACACCCCGUCGAGAGAUGAAUGUUUCCAAUCCCUUGCUUCUCUAGUUAUACCAGCUUUAGUAACAACCGCGCGAUAGCAAUACAGAGAGCCACGCACUCAACAAAAAAGCCACUCUAAAGCCACAGAUAAUGCUCAGAACAGCACCUAACUUCAUCAACAGUACAUAUAGGGUCACAGCCACAGUACUAGCCAUCAAACAUCUUUUUAACUUUGCCUAAUUUCUUGCUUCACGCAACUCACCCUCUCUCUUCCGGCAGCCGCUUAUUUGUACGGGCAAGUCCAUCAACAGCAGCGGGGUGACGCAGCUCAAGGAAGAACAUGUAUGAUCAUUACUUUAUCAUUUCAAGAAGUAAUAAUCAUUUUGCACUGCAGAUGCAGUAGUUCUUCUGCCUUAGUGUCUCGGUCAGAUUGCAUUUCCAUGAGGAAAUGAUCAUAUAUGUUCUUCCUUGAGCUGCGUCACCCCGCAGCAGUCGAUGGACUCGCCCAGAGGUCUCCGAACAAUCAAGCGGCUGCUGGAAGAGCAGCCGGAAUAUCCCUUUAGUCAAAAUACAAGUUUAUUGGACUUAUGACCUGCAACACCAUAAUAAUACAUAAUGGGAGAGUACAAGUUUACCACCCUUAGUGUGACAGAAGGAUGGCUGAUAUAGCAGCACUAGAGUUACAAUAAAGUGUGUUGCGUAAUAUUGAAUCGUAUUGUAUCGAUUAAUAUUGUAUCGAUUUGUAUUAUAUUGUAUUGUACUGUUUCCUAUUGAUUGGCAUUGUAAUGUAUUAUAUCAUAUUGUAUUGAUACGUAGAGUAUUGUAUGUUUUUUUUUUAUUUUUUUAUUUAAGAGUUUGGUCUAGACCAGCUCUUUUGAGUAUCUUAAAUUAACACUUGUUGUGAAUUAUUGAUUGAUUGAUUCGUUACACAUUUAAUAUAUUGAUAAAUCAGUAAUUUGACACUAAAUGAUAUUUCCAUUUGUUCAAAAUUUGCAUCAACUUUCUAAAUUAACACUUUGAUGAAUCUCCAGCAUUGAAACUUCGGGCUCAGUAGGUCCCCGUUCAAACAAAGUGUAAGAGGAAAUAUUUUGACGUGUCUUUGACGCAGCAGUCAGCACUGGGCCGAAUUUCACCUCAGGUGGCAAAGACGCUUGUUUGGCGGUAAUUAGAGUGAGUUUCACCUUCAAAAAAAAAAAGGCUAUAACUGGAACAUUGGCUCAUUUUUUUAUAUGGUGGAACAUGUUGAGGUGACCUUUAAGUGGAUGUGAAAGGGAAGUUUCUGUGUGGUCAGAUUGGCAACACACACACCUCUACCACUGUUUUUUGUCUCACCAUUAGGUAAAAACCUCGUACUUCUGUUUUUUAUUAAAGAUAAUUUAAGUCGAAUAGAGACGUUCAAGGCAGUGAAAGCAAUUAAAACCAAAUGAUGACAUCAAUAAUCAAAUGACUCAUUAAUGACCAAUUACAUUACCAAUUACUCAACAAUAACUUGGCCAGCCUUGGAUCUUUCUGGCUCAAACUUCCCUCCUUCCUGCUUUGUUUUGGAAUAAAACUCUCCACCAACUGGAGCUUGAACACAUCAUCAUUUCUCACUUCGUCUCCCACUGCUGCUCCAAACUGUUAUGUGCAGGGAAAUGGUGGUGGGAUGAAUCCAAUACCUGAGUAGGAAGUUGGAAGUUUAAAAAGUUUUUUUUUUUUUUUUUUUUUUAACGUUCGUUUCAAUUAAAAAAAAUAAUAAAGAAUUAAAUCAAAACAACUUUUGGUUGAAUAUGUUUUGAAAGUCCUUGAAAAGUCAUUUUAAAAGAGCUGCGGAAAUCAACUUUUCAAGACCAGGUAUGAAACACCAAAAGUGUCUUUUUGAGGUAUAAAAAGACAACACUGCACAGUCAGGACUAAAUCCCGUUUUUCCAGUUUUGCAGAAAUAUUUCUGCCGGUCAUCUCUCCAUAUUUUCAGUAUAUGUCACAAUAUCCAAGCAGUCCAAUCUUUUUUGCACAACAGGUUUUAUACAUUUUUAUUUUCAGGAUUAUAAAAUAUAUCAGUAACAAAAGUCCCUCCAAAGGCCUGAGAAAAACACAUUUACCAAAAUACAGCUAAAUCUACAGCCAAACCAUAAUACAUAAUUCCAUAAUUUUUAGAUAAUCACUUUUUUAAUCUCCUUUUUUUCAGGACUACACAGAUGCACUGAUCUCCAACUAUUAUGUAAGUUUUUUUUUCAUAUAUUUUACCUCUCAGUCUCAAAUUUUUACGUUAAAAUGAGCAUGCUGUGAUUCAAAUUAAUGUCGUCAUUAAUGUCGAGUCCCUGUUUGUGUUGCAGUUAUGGCCUCCGGUUCAGAUCGCCAAUUUCUACUUCAUUCCACUGCACCACAGGUGAGUGUUUCAUAUUUUUUAGUCUUUCAGGCAUUGAUAAAGUUUGUGUCAAGUGCACGAGAAUCAAACUUCAACUUUUAUUUUGGAUAAAAAAUUGAUGCUGCUGAAUAAAAGUGAUGUUUUUUUGUCAGUGCAUGCAUGCUGCAAAUGUGAAUGUAGGUCAGACUUCCAAAUAAACAUGUUUUAAUGAUGAUGUCCUUGUAAAUGUCAUGAGAAUCAGAGUCAUUAUAGCUGUUAAAAGCCUUGUCAGACGCUGUUAUGAAUAAAUCUCCCUCCUGCAGGCUGGCGGUUGUCCAGAUUGUUGCUGUCGGUUGGAACUCCUACCUGACCUGGAAGGCCAACAAGAUGUGAAGACGAUCACAGGACCGGCCUGUGCUGUUGUUGUUGCUGGUGAUGAAGAUGAUAAAGUUCCACUCAUUUGCAGUGUGUGUUGGGAAUGGGCCGUACUAGUCUAACUCACUUUAGGCUGCAAAGUCUCCUGGUAUUUAAAACGUGUAAAACUGUGACUGAGUCACCGUAAAGGUCGGGAGAAAGAGCUCGUCUACGCUGAGUGACAAAUUCACACUUGAAAGUCAAACUUGCAUUUGCAGAAAAUGUCUGUGAAAGUUUGUUAUUUAUGGAAAAUAGGGUUUGGAUGUGGAGCCUUGCUGUAGCCACACAUACGCACUAACACACACACUCAUAUUUUUACACCUGCAGACUGCACAUCAAACUUUUAUUAUUGAUGUAGCGUUUGUCACUCACUCACAAUUAUCCUGUUUUUAGGUCAGUUAAAUGAUGUUUGGUGUUACAACAAAGAAAAAAAUGUACCUCACUCUCAUCUUUUUGAUAUUUUCUAGAAAAUGUUACCACGUAUGUCAACUUGUUUAUCAUUUUAAUUCAUUUUUCUUUACCUGAACUAAUUAUGUGAUUAUUAACCUUCAUUUCCAAAAAAUGGGAAUCUGUAAUCUUUAAUCCACAUGCUGCAUAAAUCAUGGGCAUAGGCUCAGCGGUGUUCACCAUAUCCAAAUCUUCAACUUCUCUUUCAAUCAGCCUCAAAACAGAUGAAGAGGUGGAGUUACAGCAAACUCUAAAUCCCCUCGCGUACCACCUUGAAGCAGCACCUAUAAGUCAGCUGAACUAGACUGCUAAUAGCACAAAUUGAUAUAAAACACUUUACUUUAAUAGAAUCAAAAUCAAUGAGUUGUAAAACAGUUCACUCUAAACAAUCUGCAUGGAGAAAAGCGAGAGACAAACACCCCAGAACUGUUCUGAAAGAGGCUGCAAACAUGCUUUUAAACUGCGCAUUUCAACAUGGGACCUAAUAGAGAUUUCCUGCCUUUUGGAGUGAGCCUAGUGGCCACUUGAGGAACUGCAUUUUUUUCCUUUUCACUCUACAGUAUAUUCAGAAUUAAAAACAAGCUGUUUCCACAAACAUUAAAGCAGUCAUUUUAAUCUGUAGUUACUGGAAUGUCACCAAAGUUACAGAAUCUAGAUCUAGCGCUGACAAUCACAGUUGAAACUAUUAUUUUUUCUUGUUGUCUUUCAAUUUUAAUAAGAUUUAUGUGCUAAAAAUGUGAACAUUUCUUAUAACAAAAGUUGUCUCUGGCAUAUAAACUAAUAAAGUUUUACUCCAGGUUGGCGUGGAUGGUGUGUUUGACCUCACUAACUUUGUGUCCUGCUUGUUUCUGGCCCGGGUGGGGUUUGUUUGGAGGGUGAUGUGGAGGCUGCUGAGCCGGCCCGUCAACCAAAUAACCGCUCACAUUUGUUCUCCACACAAACACACUCGGAUGAGAAAAACAAGCGGAAACUGUCUGAUGAAAGUGCUGAAAAUCUUCCAAAUAGCCUCUUUCCCCUCAGAGGGAAUCCAGCCCUCCUCCCCCUCCCCAAUUAUUAUUGUGCUUUUUUUUAUUGACACAAUAACGGCGUUACGGUUGUGAUAUUUUCCUUCAUUUGAGACACAAAAUUGUGGUUUUAAUCCGUUUGUGUUUCCCCAUAAUUCAAUUUGUUUAAGAGUGUGGAAAGAGGGAUAUUUAAGAACAUAUAGUGGUCAGAUUCUGGGUUUAAAGGGUCCUUUGCUCACUUCUCAUGUCAGGGAAGUGAUGGUGGCCUUUAAGGACCAGAAGCUGCUGUGAUUCAUAAUAAGUAUAAUCUUAAAACUGUCAGUUAUUUACCAUCAAAAAUGUCUCUUGCACAAAGUCACCACUUUUUCUUCUUCUACUUCUUCUUUUAGACCAUUAAAAUGUGAAAAAUAGACAUAAGAUUUAGACUUCAUAGCUCAUACAGAAACAUUGUUUUCAUGGCUUUUAACUGAAAGUUUGUGUGAAUGGAGCGUUGCUAUUUUUGCCAACAGGACUGCUGAUGUAAAAUUUUUGAUUCUGCAAUUAAAAUCUCCCGUAAUUACUAUUAUUAAUUAUUAUUUUACCCAAAUAGAGGCAGAUGGGUGUUGCACUCUUUUUCAUUAAGUAAUAAAGUAGUCUCUUUUCAGGAUGUGUCUCUCUUUAUGGUUAGAUCCCUGGUAAGGAAACAUUUUUGACUUCUGCGAGUUCAGCACCACGGACAGCUCCUGGACUUCUUCUCUAUGUUUGAUAAAGCUGAUCAGUUUGAUGAUUCCAUGAAAAUUCCCAUUACUAUUGUAUAGAUCAGUGAUCUAAAGUGAACCCAAACAAGAAUAAAUCAUGGUUUUCCUGUC